Strigops habroptila (Kakapo) is the source of this 2029-nucleotide messenger RNA. RefSeq names its product SIX homeobox 1 (gene SIX1). The record is from RefSeq and is a predicted model, not a curated record. Lineage: Eukaryota; Metazoa; Chordata; Aves; Psittaciformes; Psittacidae. Gene Ontology annotation, cellular component: nucleus; transcription regulator complex. Bases 151 to 999 code for a protein of 282 amino acids. Gene Ontology annotation, molecular function: RNA polymerase II cis-regulatory region sequence-specific DNA binding; DNA-binding transcription factor activity, RNA polymerase II-specific. The transcript is spliced from 2 exons. Gene Ontology annotation, biological process: regulation of transcription by RNA polymerase II.
CCCGGCUGCCGCCGCGCCUCCCCGUUCUGGGACCGCGACCAGGACCGGGACCGGCUCCGGCGGGCGGCUUCCCCACGCCCCUCCGCAGCCGCGCUCCCGCGGGGUGCCUGCGGCCGCCGCCUCCUUCUCUUGCCGCCGCCGCGCCCGGCCAUGUCGAUGCUGCCGUCGUUUGGCUUCACGCAGGAGCAGGUCGCCUGCGUCUGCGAGGUGCUGCAGCAAGGGGGGAACCUGGAGAGGUUGGGCCGGUUCCUCUGGUCGCUGCCGGCCUGCGACCACCUGCACAAGAACGAGAGCGUCCUGAAGGCCAAGGCGGUGGUGGCCUUCCACCGCGGCAACUUCCGCGAGCUCUACAAGAUCCUGGAGAGCCACCAGUUCUCCCCACACAACCACCCCAAGCUCCAGCAGCUCUGGCUGAAGGCUCACUACGUGGAAGCCGAGAAACUGCGGGGCAGACCCUUGGGCGCCGUCGGCAAAUACCGCGUCCGCCGAAAAUUCCCUUUGCCCCGCACCAUCUGGGACGGCGAGGAAACCAGCUACUGCUUCAAGGAGAAAUCCCGGGGCGUGCUGCGGGAAUGGUACGCCCACAACCCCUACCCGUCCCCCCGGGAGAAGCGGGAGUUGGCGGAAGCCACCGGUCUCACCACCACCCAGGUCAGCAACUGGUUCAAGAACCGGAGGCAGCGGGACCGAGCGGCGGAGGCGAAGGAAAGGGAGAACACAGAAAACAACAACUCGGCCACCAACAAACCGAACCAACUCUCGCCUCUGGAUGGGAGCAAACCCCUCAUGUCCAGCUCCGAGGAAGAGUUUUCUCCUCCCCAAAGCCCGGAUCAGAACUCGGUCCUGCUCUUGCAGGGGAACCUCAGCCACGCCAGGAGCUCCAGCUACUCCCUGGGCGGCUUGGCAGCAUCCCAGACCCCUCACAGCCUCCAAGGCCACCAGCUCCAGGACUCGCUGCUGGGACCCCUCACGUCCAGCCUGGUGGAUCUGGGAUCCUAAAGGCCCGCGGCGGGCGGGCAGAGGGUCGGGAGCGGCGGUUCCGCUCGGGGACAGAGGCUCUGGGUUGUACAUAGAGGACAUCACCCGGGUUUACAGCUCACCCGCUGCUUCUUGACGGGACUCUCGGCUCUUUUCACACAACCCCACGUCGGCUCCUGGCCCAGUUCCCUCCCAGCGUCUCCCACUAUCAUCACCAUGAUUUUUUUUUUUCUUCCCCCCUUUUUUUUUUUUUUUUUUUUUUUUUUAAUUUUUAUUUUCUUUUCUGCGUAGCCAAAUGCAGAGAGCGGCACAAACCCUCAGCCCUUCGAGUUCAACCCAGCUGGUCCCAACGGGAAUUACAAAAAAGAGAGAGAGGGGAAAAAAAAAAGGGAGAAAAAACCAAACCCAACCCCAGCUGGAUCCGAUUCCACCCAAACAAAUCCCAGCCCCGCGGGCACGGAGGGCCCGGGGCGGCCGCCGCACCCCCGCUGCUGCCCGGCGGGUUCCCGCGGGGCCGGCACGGAGCUGGGCCGGGGGCCAAGGGAGCGACCCGUUGUGCUGAGCCCGGCGUUGUGGCGGGAGGAGGGAGGGGAGUUACGUUUACAUUUUUCAUAUUUAGCCUUACCAGAAAGAUUUCGAUGUAGUUUAAAUUUAAAAAAAGAAAAAAAAAAAAAAAAAGUCGAAAGCUGCAGUAUUAGAGUUUUACCAAGUGCCUAUGUCUUAACGCGGCCGGGCGAGGCAGGCAGCGAGUGAGCUCCCGCCGCCUCCGGCUUCCUUCUCCUCCGUGGUGAAAUGCAUCGAUGUGGCUAAAAUUAGGGUAAUAAUUAAUAAUACUAAGAGUCGGCGGCCGCUUCCCCCCGGACGGGUGCUCCUCGGGCGGCCCCGGCAGCUCCCCGUUGAGCGCUCCUGCCUGGCCCCGUUCUCCGCUUUCCCCUCCGGCUUGCAGAGAGCCCGCGGAUGACGAGUAUUUGUUACCAAAAAUCGCAUGUGCUUUCAGGUUUAUUUUCUAUUGUACCUAAACAGUCUAAAUUAAACAACGCUGAUGGCAGAA